Messenger RNA from Closterium sp. NIES-65, 228 nucleotides. Lineage: Eukaryota; Viridiplantae; Streptophyta; Zygnematophyceae; Desmidiales; Closteriaceae. The record is from the annotation of a GenBank genome assembly.
AUGCUCGUGUCAGAGAGGAAGCGCAAGGGGAAGGAGCUGGCGGACGACCAGGAACGUGAGAGGGUUGUGCGCGGGCUGGAGUGGGAUCGUGAUGAGUCGGAUGCGGACGACGAUGAGGAGGAGGCCUAUGAGGAGGAGGAGGACCAGGAGCUGGACGACGACCCUUUCCGCGAGGAGGAUGAGGAGGAGGAGGAUGUGGAGGAGAUAGGCAUGGAUCAGCCUGAGUGA